Periconia digitata is the source of this 1525-nucleotide messenger RNA. Lineage: Eukaryota; Fungi; Ascomycota; Dothideomycetes; Pleosporales; Periconiaceae. The record is from the annotation of a GenBank genome assembly.
CACGUUUACGUAUAAAUUGUAAUCCACUCUCGGGCUCUCUGUGCUUUGAUCAUAGAAUAUCGGGGUUCCUUGAUUCUCACAUCAGUAUCUUUCAGGGCUUAAUUAUAAAGAAUAAUAUCAUAUGAUCAUUCCCAAUAUACCGUCAGAGCACCUGUAUCGCAUCAUGGCCCCACACGCAGAACCCUACACACCAUCUUUCACCACUCUCAAAAGCGAAGCAGACGUAGAUCGAGUCAAGACUCCCCUCGAAACAAUCGACGCCACUUUAGCCUUCAAAACCCCCAACCACAUAUUUUGGUGGGCAAGAACCGGACCACAGCUGGCAACACUUCUCCAUCACGCAGGCUACACUCCAUCAGAUCAAUACACCGAACUCCUCUUCUACGCUCUUCACAUCAUUCCCUCACUCGGACCUGCUCCUGCUAUCGAUGGAACACUCCAGUGGAAGAGCCCUCAAACACCCGAUGGCACGCCAUUGGAUCUAAGCUGGGAGUGGGGUCUGGAUGGGAAGGGUGUGAUCCGAACUUCCUUCGAGCCCAUCGGUCCUCUUGCUGGAACUGCCGCAGAUCCCUCCAAUAGCUACGAAACAGAUCGUUGGAUUCGACACCUGGAAUCGCAGGGCCUGGUCAAAGGUUUGGAUCUUGAAUGGUAUGGAUACUUCGCUUCGAGCGUGUUGCCUGAUGCGGCAGAAGCGCAGAUCCAAAGGACGAACAAGUUGGACUUCGAACUUGCACCUGACGCGGGAACAUUUGUGACGCGCGAUGUGGACUUAACCAAAGGUCCGAUUGUGAAGAUGUAUAUGUUCCCUGGGUUGCGGGCGCAGCAAGUCGGCGGAAGAACGUCAAACCUCGACGUCGUGGAGAGAGCUAUAAGAGGCUUGCCGAAAGAGCAGUUCGACGCCUUAGCUCCUGACCCUUUACUUGAUUUCUUGGAUGAAGCGACACAGAAGUGGAAUAUGGAGGUCGGAAUUUUCUCGUUCGAUUUGCUCAAACCGGAGAGCUCGCGCAUCAAGCUCUAUACGCGUGCGCCGCACACCUCUAUCGAGUAUCUCAUGGAUGCGCUUACUUUGGGCGGAAGACAGAGCAUAUCCAUGUAUAGUGAAGAAGCAUUCGCUGAUCUCAAGGACUUCUGGAAGAUAUUCAUUGGAGAGGCACCAGCGGUGUUGCCGAGCGGGGGUAAAGAACGCGCGGGCCCUGGAUUCUAUUUUACCAUCAAAGCGGGGAAGCCUGCAACGCCUAAGGUAUACAUAUCACCAGCCUCAUUCUGCGAGAGUGAUGCCGAGGUGUUGAAAAGAUUGUGGAGGUUCUUUGAGACGCGGAGGAAGCCGGGGAAGAUGCUGGAACAGAUGGAGAAGUAUGAGAAAGCGCUCGAGGAGAUGUACGGAUCACAGUUCUUACGGGACCAAUGCGACGUCCAUUUCUAUAUCGGCUGUGCGCUCGAGGUAGACCAGUUGCGUGUGGUGACAUACAUGUGUCCACAAAUAUUGUCUCGCGAGGAUUUGGGGCGUAACGGGCAGUCCAAGUAA